AGGACACCCCCACCCCCAGCCACCGCUUUGUGUAAGGGCUCCUGUUAUCCACAUAGGAACUCAUCCCAUCUGCAUGAGGUGGCUUCCCAGGUCUUUGAGACGUCCUUCAGACUGCUGCAAUCUAUACCAUCCUCACCCAUCGCCAUUCACCUUAAAGUUUUCAAGGCCUCAUACACAGUACAGGGUGUCUGCUAUGCUUCAGGCAUUGCUUCGUGUCCUGAAAGAAAAUGACACAGCCUCCUAUGGAUGGUAGCUACCCAAGAAAUGGACUGGCUUCAGUUUUCAGACCGGGUCAGACUGCUGAAGCUUGAGUCAUGUCACUUCAUUCUGCCACGGUGCUGGCCCUCGUGCUGUGCCUGGGAUGGACAAUUAAUACUCAGCACGAAUCUCUGCCGAGUCCUUCCAUUUUGGCUGAUCCAGGCCUUGAGAUUUCCCAAGGACAUUCUGUAAAGUUUGUGUGCACGAGCCCUGUAGAAUAUAAUACAUUCCGCCUGGAGAAGAGAAGCAUAAAAAUAGUGGAUAUGAAGAAUGAUUUGCCUUCUAAAAAACAGGCUAUAUUCCAGCUUGGCCCAGUAAAUGAAGACACUGCUGGAUCUUAUCAUUGUCUCUAUAAAAAAGGGUCUAUGUGGUCCCAACGCAGUGAGACUCUGGAGCUGAAAGUGACCAGUGAAGAUGUCACCCACACUUCUGACCCAGUCCCAGGAGUGACCUCAGCCCCUACCCUCCAGAGUUACAAGGUGUGGAAUGGUAUCCGCAUGGCCCUGGCUGGGGUAGUCUUUCUGGUCCUGGGGGCAAUCAUUGGAGAAGCUUGGUACAACCAACAAAAGUAUAUGGAUAGCUUCAGAACCCCAGGAGGAUACAACCAAGGGGACUGAGUUUCAUCUUUGUGUCCAAGAAAACCAUAUUGGCCUACAAGCUCCAUGGAUUUAGACUCUGUUGUCAGAAAAUAGUCUCCAAUUCUGAUGACACAUGCUAUUCUUUAUUUAGAGUCAGAAAUUUGUCUUGAUGAUUUUAUUAAACACAUGAUUACACAGUCA
Messenger RNA from Microtus ochrogaster (prairie vole), 1037 nucleotides. RefSeq names its product leukocyte-associated immunoglobulin-like receptor 1 (gene Lair1). NCBI's taxonomy places the organism in Eukaryota, Metazoa, Chordata, Mammalia, Rodentia, Cricetidae. Gene Ontology annotation, cellular component: plasma membrane. Gene Ontology annotation, biological process: immune response-regulating signaling pathway. The transcript has 6 exons. Bases 315 to 875 code for a protein of 186 amino acids. The record is from RefSeq and is a predicted model, not a curated record.